Messenger RNA from Cheilinus undulatus (humphead wrasse), 1115 nucleotides. RefSeq names its product glutathione peroxidase 8 (putative) (gene gpx8). Bases 49 to 681 code for a protein of 210 amino acids. The record is from RefSeq and is a predicted model, not a curated record. The transcript is spliced from 3 exons. NCBI's taxonomy places the organism in Eukaryota, Metazoa, Chordata, Actinopteri, Labriformes, Labridae. Gene Ontology annotation, molecular function: glutathione peroxidase activity. Gene Ontology annotation, biological process: response to oxidative stress.
CAAAGAAGCCCCCACUACUCCCGCACGGCUCCAUCUUCCUCCUCCAAGAUGGAGGCCUUAGGGGGCUACCGUAACAAGUCGUCCAAUCCCAAAGCAAAAAAGUUGACUGUUCUGCUGAGCAUGACAGUCGGUGUUGGCUGUUUAUUCCUCCUGCAAACACAGCUGACGAAGCCCAGAAAGCCAAAGGAUUUUUAUGCUUUCGAAGUGAAAGACGCGAAGGGGAAGACUGUUUCUCUGGAGAAGUACCGAGGAAAAGCGUCUUUGGUUGUAAACGUGGCGAGUCACUGCGAGCACACAGAGGCGAACUACAGGUCCCUGCAGGAGCUCCACCGGGAGCUGGGCACCUCUCACUUCAACGUCCUGGCCUUCCCCUGCGGUCAGUUCGGGGAAACUGAGCUCGGAGCCAGCAGAGACAUCGAGGCUUUCGCUAAGUUUACCUACGGAGUCACUUUUCCUUUCUUCAGUAAGAUAAAAAUAAUGGGCUCAGAGGCGGAUCCUGCUAUCAGGUUCCUCACAGAUUCUGUGCAAAAACUUCCAAAGUGGAACUUCUGGAAGUUUCUGGUGAAUCCGGAGGGUCAAGUGGUCCGUUUCUGGAGAACGGAUGAGUCCAUGGAGAGCAUUAGAAAAGAAGUGGCGACGCUGGUUCGAGCAAUCAUCCUGAAGAAGCGUCAGGAGCUGUGAUGGAAAGUUUACAUCUGUUGAUAUUGCACAUAAAUCUGUGUUUCCAGCAGAGGACUAACUGAACAAUGAGCACUGUUACAGUGAAUCUGGUCAGGUGAUCUCUCACUACAGGAAACAGGCAGGAUAAAAAGAUCAGUGAAGAAAGGUCGGUGAAGACUCAAUCACAGCUAGAUAGCCUGUGUGUGAGUCUGUGUGGGGGGACCACCCUGUGGUAAACAAUGACAAUCAAGAUGAACAUUCCUGAUUAGGACCACUGCUGCAGCUGAAGGAUUGUUUAGCCAUUGAAGUGUUGGGUUUUAUAAAUAUUGAGGUAGAAAUCAUCUCUCUUACAUACCAUCUUUUCCCUGUUUACAUUUCAGCAAAACAUGUUGUUCUAUUUUGACUGGUUUGAGCCACGCAAACAGAAUUGUUGAAUAAAAUGACCUUUUGAUUUA